CUCACAUCUCCUCCCCUCCGCCACCGCCUGCUUGUCAAGCCGAGCCUCCUCCUCCGCGUACUGUCCCCUCCCAGCGGGUCUCCCUCCCUUGGCCACUGCAGCGAAAGCCUCGGUAAAGGCGAGAGAGACGGAGAAAGAGAGCCUGAAGCUGGGUGUGAAAGCCAGGACAAGACCUCAGAAAGCACCACAAACAAAUUUUACUUUUUGUUUCUCGCCACAGUUCCGGCGGCCUUCCGACUUCCCCCCCCUGUUGAACCUCCUUUCCGUUCACUUCGGCUGGAUUUCAUCAUCCGACCUGCAAGAUGGGAAAUGAAGCCAGUUACCCCCUGGAGAUGUGCUCACAUUUCGAUGCUGAUGAGAUUAAGAGGCUAGGGAAGAGGUUUAAGAAACUCGACCUAGAUAACUCCGGCUCUCUCAGCGUGGAAGAGUUUAUGUCCCUGCCGGAACUGCAACAGAACCCGCUGGUGCAGAGGGUUAUCGACAUAUUUGACACAGACGGGAAUGGAGAGGUGGACUUUAAAGAAUUCAUUGAGGGAGUCUCGCAGUUCAGCGUCAAGGGGGACAAAGAACAGAAGCUUCGAUGUGAGUCUAGCUCUUCUUCAAAACCCCACGUGGCUAAAGUCGCUUUCAGGAUCUACGACAUGGAUAAAGACGGGUACAUCUCAAACGGCGAACUCUUCCAGGUGUUGAAGAUGAUGGUGGGCAAUAACCUGAAGGACACACAGCUCCAGCAGAUCGUGGACAAGACCAUUAUAAACGCAGACAAGGACGGCGACGGCAGGAUAUCCUUCGAAGAGUUUUGUGCAGUGGUCGGAGGUCUCGAUAUACACAAAAAGAUGGUGGUGGACGUGUGAGCGCACCUCUACUUGCUGUCUCACCCCCCCCCUUCCUCCUCAACACUUGCUUUCUCCACCAUCUCUUUGAAGAUCUGCUCAAGACGUCCAGCAAAACGCUCUCUGUGUAACUCAAUGGAAGUAUUCUCUCUUUCUCUCUCUCUCUGUCUCGCUGUGAAGCCACUUUUUCUUUAUAAAACCACAGGCCUCGCAAAGCCAACCUUGAAGUGUUAUUGAACUGUAAAACCUCUCAAUAACCCGGUCGUAGCACUUGAAGAGACUGAAGGACAUUAUGUGUCAUUCGCACGAGCAUCUCUGAUUGUGGAUGAGAGGGGGGAAACAGUAGGGGAAAGAGGGCACAGUGAAGAGCCUGGUUGGCGUGUUCAUAUUUCAUCUUCUUUUUUUUCUUCUUUUUUUUUUUGGUAAUUGUUAUUUUUGAUAUUUAUUUUUUUGUUCUCGUCUUUUAUAAAGAAGAAAAUACAAGUAUAUCUUUGGUUGUCUCGUGAUGGGAAGGGUAUAGUAUUUGAACACUUGACUUACAGUACAACUAGAAAGUAGGGUAUGAAGUGCCAACCAGAACAUAUCCAGAAACCAGUCCGAGUUAUUACCUAUCAUCACCGCUGUCGAUCAUUGUGACAUUUCCUACUGCAAAUGAAAUUUCAGAUUUGCUGACAUUUUGUCCUCCGUUUUAGCUUCCACACACCAUGUUUUGGAUUACACCCGUGAAUGCUUUGCUAACUCUUAGCAAAAAUACUCAUGAUUUUUUUUUGAUACGGUUGCUAGUUUGAUUCAUACUUAAGAAUGUGUUUAUAUCGUUUGAGAUAAUCCUUGUUUUUCCUGUCAUGAAAUUAUAGGUAGAUUAUUAAAUGCCAAGAAAAUGUCUUUCCGAAAUAAUCUGUGGCUGCAAACUUCUACAUGGUUUACUCUUGAUGAAGCAUUUUUUUGCAUUUCAGCGUACAUCCAAAAAACAAUCUGUAAUGCAAAGAACAGCUCUGCACUCCAAUGAUUUAUGAAAGACAGUGGGGUCAUUUCAAGACUUUGGUUGAUUUUCAGGAGAGGCUGGAAGGACCUGGCUAAAAACAGAGUAAUAGUAUGAGAGUGAAUAAUGGUGAGAUUAUACACCGUUUGUGCUAGUGUAUAGCAUUUAAGAGACUUAUCUGCAGGCAGCGUUUUUUAACUAAUAUGUGUAUAUUAGGUAAUCAAUUUGUGUUCAUCCUCUCUAACAGCGAGAGGAGAAGGCUUUGCCUCUGCUUCACAUGAGCCCUUCUGAAUACUUACCUUUUUCAGUACAGUGCAGGACGGGUCAGUUUCUUCGGCCUGACACGAACACUUAAAAUCUUAACGUUGGCGUGAUCAGAGUGCAAUGGAAUAGAAUGUAUAUUGUAGUUUGUUUAUAUUUGAAAGUGUACAUUUCAAAAGUUGGCUUCUUCUCCCACUUUUUUUCUGUCAGAUUCACCUCACUUCUCCCUCUCGCACCAACUGAAACCAUCAGGGAGAAAAACAUAAAUUCAACUAAAUUUGAACAACUAAGGGAAACAUGCUUCCGUCUAUACACAGCAUCGGGAAAGCAGCUUUGGGUUUUGCUUUGGAGGUUAACUGCUGGUUUGAACAGAAGUUUUCAGUCAGAGACAUGACUGGAGUGCUCUGUCGACCCUUAAUCCCAAAGCUCUGCACGGCUUUGGCCUCCCUGUGCUUGCAUGACAUGGAAAUAUAUUUUUUUGUUGUGCAUGUAGAUCAACUUUUUGAAAUAAUCCUCUUGUUUACACAUGGAUGGUGAUGUUAAUAUAUUUAAGAAUUUAAUGGUAUACAAUAUGGAUGUUGCCAAAUUUUGGUAAAUGUACACAUAUUAUGAGAGGUAAUCCAAAUGAACUGAACUACAUGUAACUUUUUUGUAUUUACCCGGGUCAGCCAGAUGCUUCUAUUCCAGUAAAAGUUGCAUAUCUGAUCCUGUCUCAAACUGCCACACACUGUACUCUGCUUAAAUGGGAAAUUUUGAUGUUUUUUUUUUUCUUUCUUUUGUAUAUAAGUAUUUGUUAAAUGCAAUUCUGGCUCUCUGUUCUCUGUAUAGUUCAGACCACGCUUUAGUUUGUAAGUGCUUCUUUUCUCUGAGGGACUUGGGUUCAUUUUAGUUUGUGUGGGGAUAUCUGAAAGAUUUAAGUUUGAAAACCUUUUUUUUUCUUUUCUGCAUGCUGCAUCUUAUGCUGUGGGACUGUUGGAAACUUGAUACUGUAUGAAAAUUAAAUAAACUUUAAAUAAACUUUGAACUGUUGAAAGUAA
This is a messenger RNA of Notolabrus celidotus (New Zealand spotty), 3110 nucleotides long. RefSeq names its product protein phosphatase 3, regulatory subunit B, alpha a (gene ppp3r1a). Lineage: Eukaryota; Metazoa; Chordata; Actinopteri; Labriformes; Labridae. The coding region runs from base 303 to 854 and encodes 183 amino acids. Gene Ontology annotation, molecular function: calcium ion binding; calcium-dependent protein serine/threonine phosphatase regulator activity. The transcript has 6 exons. The record is from RefSeq and is a predicted model, not a curated record.